Messenger RNA from Sander lucioperca (pikeperch), 1662 nucleotides. RefSeq names its product glycolipid transfer protein-like. Gene Ontology annotation, cellular component: cytosol; cytoplasm; membrane. The record is from RefSeq and is a predicted model, not a curated record. Bases 135 to 764 code for a protein of 209 amino acids. Gene Ontology annotation, molecular function: ceramide 1-phosphate binding; ceramide 1-phosphate transfer activity. Gene Ontology annotation, biological process: ceramide transport; intermembrane lipid transfer. NCBI's taxonomy places the organism in Eukaryota, Metazoa, Chordata, Actinopteri, Perciformes, Percidae. The transcript has 5 exons.
UUGGAGAAGGACGAAAGUGAUAGGGGCUGGUGGUGCUUCCCCACCCAUCUGACAAGAAAAAGAGUUCCGGGUUCUUUCCAGCCGAAAGCUGCUCACGAUUGACGCUUUAUCACGACGCUCACACUGCGGGGACCAUGUCUCUUUUACUGGAUAACCAAUUCAUAGAGCUCCCCCCUGACAAGGCGAUAAACACAAAGUUGUUCCUGGAUGCGGUGUCUCAUAUUCCUUCAUUUUUUGACUGCUUGGGACCAAACGUAUUUUCUGUGAUCAAAUCAGACAUUAAUGGCAAUAUAAUGAAAAUUAAAGGAGUGUAUCUUAAGGAUCCUGCGAAGUAUGUCUCCCUGCAGGACAUUGUGGAGGCAGAGCGAGAAGCCCAUGCAGCAGAAUGGCCUAAAGUUGGAGCAACAUUAGCUCUGAUGUGGCUGAAAAGGGGUCUCCGUUUCAUACAAAUCCUGCUCCAGAGUUUGGCAGAUGGAGAAAGAGAUGAAAACAACCCCAACCUAAUUCGGGUUAAUGUCACCAAAGCCUAUGAACAGGCGCUGAAGAAAUACCACGGCUGGAUUGUUCAAAAGAUUUUCCAUGUAGCGUUACUUGCAGCGCCCUACAAGUCAAACUUCCUCAAGGCUCUGUCGAAAGGAGAGGAAGUGAAAGAGGAGGACUGUCUGAUAAAUGUGCGUCAGUUCCUGGUUAAUUACACGGCCACUGUAGAUGCCAUCUACGAGAUGUACACAAAUCUGAACGCAGAGCUGGACUACACAGUUUGAUGUCCUGGGACAUCUGUCAUACCUCUCAGGUGUCAGACAAGUCCAGUUUCCAAAGGUGGUUUUAAUAGGAUUGUUUAUAGGAUAGGUAAAUAGGAUUAGUUUUACUAAAUAAUUUAUUACUACUGUAUAUUUGGUUUUUAAUAUGAUGAAAAUGUCUUGAUUCAAACCAUUAUAGCAGAAGGUUAUGUUUUUGUUCUUGUAUAUCAUUUGCAUUUGCAUCAUUGCAGCAUUAUUACUGCAAGAGUGCAGCUCUCACUCUUAUGCAGAAUUAUGUUAUUGUGUGUGAGUUGCUGCUUUAUUUAUAACAUUAAGGUGGCUUUUCAUUUGUUCCAUCAAGAGAAGAAUACAAGAUUGUAAAAAGUGUUUACAGUAACACUAUUAUCACAGGGAACCAUUUCUGUGCAUGCAGAUGUCCUCUGCCUCUUGAGCCUUGGAGUUACGAUUUCAAGUCAAAUUUAAGUCAUUUUAAAUUUUAGCCCAUUUCAGGUGUGCAUUAAUCCACUUGUGCCUUGGUGUUUCUGUACAAAAACACAAUGUUUUCAAGCUCAGAAUCAAUAAGUUUGCAAUUCUAUUUUUCCUACAAAGCAAAAGUUAGCAGAGCCAGAACUAUUUUUCUUCUGAGAGCUUAACCUGUGUCUGUUGAGUCUGAAGGUGUGGUCGACUUCCUAUUUGUCUCAACUGACCUAACUUCUUUUACACAAACAUAAUGUCAAACAAUGUUUUUCCUGUCAGCAGACAUCAUGCGCCCAUUUAAUAAUAACUUAUUUGUUAGAUCUGCAUUUUCUGAAUGACUACUUCUAGAUGAGCUGUUUGUUUUUUGGAUUAUGAACUAUGAUCAAAAUUUGUUCUUAUCACAAGAUCUUAAUGUGUGACUGAAAAUAAAAAAUAGGUGACACUA